AUGGAUCGGUAUCUGCUGCUGGUGGUCUGGGGGGAAGGAAAGUUCCCGUCGGCGGUCAGCGGGGAGACUGAGCGUGCACCAGAAGCGUCGUCGUUUGAGGGUACCGAGAAGCAGCCGGACUUCACAGCAGCAAAUGUUUAUCACCUCCUGAAAAGAACCAUUAGUACUUCAGUUAAUCCAGAUGAUAGUACUUUCCCUGCCUGUUCAGUGGGUGGUGUUCCUGGUUCCAAGAAGUGGUUCUUUGCAGUGCAGGCAAUCUGUGGAUUUUACCAGUUUUGUAGUUCUGAUUGGCAAGAGAUACAUUUUGAUGCAGAAAAAGAUAAGAUUGAAGCUGUUCUUCAAACAAAUAUUGAAGAAUGCUUGAGUGCUGUUGAGUGUUUUGAAGAAGAAGAUAGUAAUAGCAGGGAAUCCUUAUCCUUGGCUGAUCUAUAUGAAGAAUGUGCUGAAAAUUUGCAUCAGUUAUCAGACAAGCUUCCUGCACCUGGUAGAGCACUGAUAGACGUAAUACUAUUGCCCUCUGACAAAGAUCCUCUUCAGCUGAAAGACUGUUUACCUGCUGUAGGAGCAUUAAAACAUUUGAGGGAAUGGCAUUCAGCAAAAAUUACUGUAGUGGCACAACACUGUGAAAUAAAUUGUCAGAAAAUUGUAGAAUACCUUUCUGCUCAUGUUAUAUCUUUAGAAGAGCUCAGAAAUGCUAUUGACUCAAAGGAAUUAUGGAGGGGAAAGAUUCAGAUAUGGGAAAGAAAGUUUGGAUUUGAAAUUAGUUUUCCUGAGUUUUGUUUAAAGGGAGUAACACCUACAAAUUUUAAUACAUCCAAUUUAAAUAAUUGCUUUCUUGACAAAAAGACAAUACCAUUAAAGGAUAAGAAUAUUUUGCCAAAGGUUUUCCAUUACUAUGGCCCUGCUUUAGAAUUUGUUCAGAUGGUACAAUUAUCAGAUCUACCCUCCUGCUAUGUGUCAGACAUUGAAUUUGAGUUAGGAUUGACAGGAAAUAACAUCAAGCAGAAUUCCAUGUUGCUAUUGGAGCAGAUUUCUUCUCUGUGUGGCAAGGUUGGUGCUCUUUUUGUAUUGCCAUGCACAAUUAGUAACAUACUUAUUCCACCUCCCAACCAACUUAGUUCAAGAAAAUGGAAAGAAUAUAUUGCUAAAAAGCCUAAGACAAUCAGUGUUCCAGAUGUUGAAGUAAAAGGAGAGUAUUCUAGCUAUUAUCUCUUGGUACAAGGUAAUGGCAGUAGAAGAUGUAAAGCCACAAUGCUUCACUCGGCCAACCAAAUAAAUGGCUCCUUUGCCCUCACUUUAAUUCAUGGAAAGAUGAAAACAAAGACAGAAGAAGCCAAAUUGAGCUUCCCUUUUGACUUAUUAUCACUUCCAUGUUUUUCUGAGGAACAAGUUGUACAGAGAGAGAAACAGUUAGCUAAUGUGCAAGUUUGGGCUUUGAAACAAUGCCUGAAAAGGAGAAAGUUGGCAAAGCAGCCUGAAGCAAUUUCUGCUGAUGAACUUAAAAGUCUGUUAGUACUCACAAGGGAACGCUUUUUACAUCAUUUUGAUGCUCUUAUUCCUAAAACAGUUGUAAGACCAACUGACAAAAUUAAAACCUCCAAUAUGUUAAAUGCUGCCUGUCCAGUAAAAUCUGAUUCUUCAAAUCUAAUGGAAGCCAGUUCUCUGGAAUGGCCAGAAAGAUAUGUUCUUCACAACUUAGAAACUUUUGAAAAAGCUAAGCAAAAAAUGAGAACUGGUUCAUUACCUCGUUCAUCAGAACAGUUGCUGGGCCACAAAGAAGGUCCACGGGAUUCAAUCACAUUAUUGGAUGCUAAAGAAUUGCUGAAAUACUUCACCUCAGAUGGAUUCCCAGUGGGAGAUCUUCAGCCUUUACAGAUUCAAAAGGGGGAAAAGAGUUUUGUUUUGACACCAGAACUUAGUCCUGGGAAACUUCAGGUCUUACCUUUUGAAAAAGCCUCAGUAUGUCAUUAUCAUGGAAUUGAAUAUUGUUUAGAUGACCGAAAAUCUUUAGAACGAGAUGGGGGAUUUUCUGAACUUCAGUCUCGUCUUAUUCGUUAUGAAACUCAAACUACCUGCACCAGAGAAAGCUUUCCAGUCCCUACAGUGUUGAGCCCUCUUCCAUCUCCUGCAGUUCUGUCAGAGCCUGGGAGUGUUCCUGAUGGAGAAGCUUUGCAAAGUGAACUACGAACUGAGAUACCUCGGGUGAAACGGAGAUCUCAAGAUCUGAAUUGCCUUCAUCCCCCCAAAAGACCUGUGAAGUCUGUAAGUUCAGAUUCUCUUUCUCAAAUGAGUGGCAGUAGUAACCAUCACCAUCAUGUGGUGACAUCCAGAAAGCCACAGGCAGAGCGGUCAUCAUCAAUGACUGGUCCAUUGGUUCCAGUCCCUGCCUGUGAAACUCCAAAAGUCACUACAAAGGCCAGUUCUGUUCCAAAAAACGUGCAUACGUCGAAGACAUCAAAGCAUACUAAGGAAUCAAGAUCACAGAAACAUACACGGAUACUGAAAGAAGUAGUAACUGAAACCCUGAAGAAACACCGGAUCACAGAGGCUCAUGAGUGCUUCACAGCAUGCAGCCAGCGCCUCUUUGAAAUCUCCAAGGUCUAUCUAAAGGAUCUUAAAACUUCAAGGGGUCUAUUUCAAGAAAUGAAGAAGACAGCAAGCAACAAUGCUGUACAGGUGAUUGAAUGGGUAUUAGAAAAGACAAGCAAGAAAUGAUACAGAAUCAUUCUCGUUAGGACAAUUCAAGUUGGAUGGAGCUUCAUUCUUUUUUUCUGAAAAUUUAUAAACAUUUUAAACCAAAUUUUAAACUUUAUUCAAAGAACAGAUGUUACAUAUUUAAAGAACUUCAUAAGUAUCCUCUUACAGUUUGGAUGAUACUGAGUUAAUUAUCUUCAAUUAUGCACUUAUU
Marmota flaviventris (yellow-bellied marmot) is the source of this 2908-nucleotide messenger RNA. RefSeq names its product MDM2 binding protein (gene Mtbp). Gene Ontology annotation, cellular component: kinetochore. The record is from RefSeq and is a predicted model, not a curated record. NCBI's taxonomy places the organism in Eukaryota, Metazoa, Chordata, Mammalia, Rodentia, Sciuridae. Gene Ontology annotation, biological process: regulation of protein ubiquitination; protein localization to kinetochore; traversing start control point of mitotic cell cycle.